Molecule: messenger RNA, 1728 nt
Organism: Erigeron canadensis
Lineage: Eukaryota; Viridiplantae; Streptophyta; Magnoliopsida; Asterales; Asteraceae
Exons: 1
Coding region: 263-1429 (388 amino acids)
Source: RefSeq, a predicted model, not a curated record
UUGUAAAUAUAUUCUUCCUACUUUUUGAUAUUUGUCCAGCUCAUUCUUUAUGGGGCAAUGUUAAGUUUAUCUUUUUUGAUCUUUCACUUCGUAGCUAUUAUCAUUAUUGCACACACAUAUCCACGUAACACAAAUCCUCAUACUAUCAAUAUGACCAUAUUAUGUUUGUUUAAUUAUCUUUAGUUUGAUAUAAAGUUGUUAGUGGGCAUAUAUUGGGUAUUUCAGAUUUUGGUGGGGUGAGGUUUUGGUGUGUGUACGUAAUAUGGGUUGCACACCAUCAAAGGAAUCGGUAUGCCGAAACUGCCAAUCUCAAUGCUCUCCUAUUCGAAGAAGCUAUUCCUCGUAUGGUGGCCAUUCUCCUCGUUAUGAUUCGGACAACCAUGGCCACCAUCUCGUGGCACUCACCUCCACCACACUUGGCUACCUUUUUCUGAAUCCUGACACACCUGAUCAGUCCUCCAAACCUAAUCAAGUGUGUCAGGAUCCGAUAGUGGAACAAGUUCUUGAUCACCAAGGACUUGUUCCACCAAAAGUCCUAGAGAUGAACAAUAAAGAUUUGCCAAUUGAGGUUAUCAAGAUCGAUACAUGGUCUAAGAUGAUCAACGAAAGUAACACGAAAAAUGUACCAAAAACUCCCAUUGGAACGCCUCCUGGUGAGCCGGAGACGAUCAAUACAUGGGAGUUAAUGGAGGGUUUAGAUGAUUCAAGCCCUUUACAACCACGUUUCAUUAAUGGUCACGUCCAUUGUUUCUCAUCCAAUACAACCCCAUUUGAUCAACCCAAAACUCCCUCACAAGAAAAAGUAAAUCUUUACAAUUCAAAUUCAAACUCGAAUGGUACAUCUAUGUCAUUGGAAUUUGGUAAGAAUAACGGUGGAGAUGCUAAGAAGUUGUCACAAAUUGAAAAGAAUGAAAUUAUAUUACAUAGCAAAGAGAGGUUGAUUUUAUACUUCACAAGCUUAAGGGGAGUUAGAAAGACUUAUGAGGAUUGUUGUCAUGUUCAAGCGAUUUUAAAGAACUCGGGUGUUCAUGUAGAUGAACGUGAUGUAUCAAUGCAUUCGGGUUUCAGAGAGGAACUCAAAAAUUUGUUGGGUGAUACAUAUGGUGGUAGUGGCGUGGGGUUGCCAAAGGUGUUUAUUGGGAGGAAAUACAUAGGUGGUGUCGAUGAAAUUAGGCGGUUUCAUGAUGGAUAUCAGCUUGAUAAGGUGUUGGAAGGUUGUGAACUGGCGGAUCAUGGCGGCCCUUGUGAAGCUUGUGGCAAUAUAAGAUUUUUACCGUGUGAGACAUGUUCUGGCAGCUGUAAGAUUUAUUACGAAGUUAAUUCCGAUGAAGGUGAGACAGAAGAACUAGAAGAAAAUGAUUAUGGGUUUCAAAGAUGUCCUGAUUGCAAUGAAAAUGGGCUUGUAAAGUGUCCAAAUUGUUGGGAUUAAUUUGUUCGUAUUUUUUUUUUUUUUAAAUUUCGUGAGUUUGUUUACUGUAUAGUAGCGUAGAGUUAUAUCUUUCUUACAUAUAAAGGUAUAUAUGCAUAUAUGGUGUGAUUAUUACAGUUUUAUAAGUUGUAUAAGGCUCAUGGUUAGUGACUUAGUGUUACUAUUUCCAUAGAAUGUAGAUUUUUGGGUGCCGUAUGUUUUUUCAUACACAAAAUGUCUGUAGUCUAAAACCGUAUAUGUAACAGAUGAUGUGGUUUGAAAAUUUGUAAUCCCUAAAUAAAUAAUAUUGUUUGUUUUAU